AUGGCCCGCAACGUUCAGGAGCCUUCGGGCAUCAUGGUCGCUCUGAUCACCCACUUCAAAGAGGACGGCUCCAUCGAUCUCGCUGGCAUUGACGCCCAUGUCAACCGCCUUAUCGAUGCCGGCGUGCAUGGCCUCGUCCCCGGCGGCAGCACCGGCGAGUUCACUGCCCUCACCACCGAGGAGCGCAAGCAGCUUGUCGAGCAGGUUGUCAAGUCUUCCGCCGGCCGUGCCCACGUCAUGGCCGGCAUUGGCGAGCUUUCCACCGCCAAGGCUGUCGACCUGGCUGUCCACGCUGCCAAGGUUGGAGCCCACUCUCUGAUGGUCGUCCCUCCGUUCUAUGACGCUCCCAACAAGGAGGAGCUCCGGGAGCACAUGCGCGAGAUCCAUACUGCUAGCGGUCUUCCCAUUGUCUACUACAACAUCCCUUCUGCCAGUGGCGUCACCCUGUCGCCCAAGGAGAUUGCUGAGCUGAACACCGUCGGCGUCCACUACCUCAAGGACACCUCUGGUAACGGCCCCGCCCUGACCGAGCUGCUCUUCGCCCACCACAAGGACAUCACCGCCUUCAAUGGCUGGGACACCCUCACAUUCUAUGGAAUCGCCGCCGGCGCCAAGGGCUCCGUCUGGGGUGCCACCAACUUUAUCCCCGAGCUUUCCAUGGAGCUCUGGCAGGCGCUAGCCGUCGAGGGCGACCUUAAGCGCAGCCGCGAGAUCUGGGCCAAGAUUUUCCCCAUCUGCAAGAUCCUCGAGUCUAACAACUACUGCGCUGGCGUCAAAACUGGCAUGCAGCUGCGCGGAUGGAAGACCGGCGAGGUCCGCAAGCCGUUCAAGAUCCUCGAGGGAGCUCCCAGGGCCGAGCUCGAGGCUGCUCUCAAGAGUGCUGGUGUGUUGUAA
Ilyonectria robusta is the source of this 894-nucleotide messenger RNA. RefSeq lists its product as uncharacterized. Lineage: Eukaryota; Fungi; Ascomycota; Sordariomycetes; Hypocreales; Nectriaceae. Bases 1 to 894 code for a protein of 297 amino acids. Gene Ontology annotation, molecular function: N-acetylneuraminate lyase activity. Gene Ontology annotation, cellular component: cytosol. The record is from RefSeq and is a predicted model, not a curated record. The transcript has a single exon. Gene Ontology annotation, biological process: N-acetylneuraminate catabolic process.